This is a messenger RNA of Trichobilharzia szidati, 2239 nucleotides long. Lineage: Eukaryota; Metazoa; Platyhelminthes; Trematoda; Strigeidida; Schistosomatidae. The record is from the annotation of a GenBank genome assembly.
AUGUCCAACAUGAUCAAGUCAAAUCAAAUGAAUGACUUUACGCAUAAUCGAAAUUCAAAUCAAACAAACUACAAUGGGAUUCGACAGACAAAUGGAUAUGCUAAUAAGUCUAACAAUCCUGUUGGACGUUAUACGAUUGUAUCAAAGUCAACGACAGUGAAAAAUGGAGCUAAUAAAGGUUAUUAUCAACCUGCAAGUCAUUAUUCUCAACUAGACACAACAAAACGUUCACAAUCUCAACAGAGUGUAGGAAGAACUACGUCUACAGGAUCUGUGAAUAACUAUAAUCACACCAACUAUUCCUCGAAGAACUCUACCAAUGACAUCAAUCAGUUAUUAUCACCUUCUAGUGAUAAAUUAAACGGUGUUAAUUCCUACUCAAACAAAUAUCCUGAUAUACAACAUUCAAAAUCACAUUCAGUUUCAUCUACCCUAUUGUUGCGUGAUGCAAAUUCACUGAAAUCAGGCGGUGGUGGUGUUGGCGUUGGUGCAUAUCGUGAACAAAGUCGUUCAGUUGGUGGAAGUUUAUCCUGUGGUCAGCCUAGUCCAACAUCAACAGUUGAAGAUUCAAAUACAACAGCAUUUUCACCAACUAGUACGCAUACACUUGAUGCUGAAAAUUCUAAUCGUGGCCUAUGGUUAUAUCAAUCAGAGUUGAAUUUACCAACAAAUAGUGAAGAUACAAGUUUGGAUUACACAGUGAUUACACCGUAUAAACGUUCAGAAAGUCAACAGAUAUCUAUUCUAUCUGAUUUUGAUACUAAAAAUAGAAGUCAAACAAUAAAUAAUAUUUCAUAUAAUCCAAAUUCGGUUAAAUACAAUUCAGUGAGUUCCGCCAUGCUUUAUACCGGCAAUAACGCUAAUCAACGCAGUAACAACAACAAUAAUAAUAAUGAGGAUUAUAUGAAUAAUUAUUCUUCAGGUCCAAGUUUUCGAAAGAUUCAAAAUCUUCACGGUGGAGGUGGAACACAGAAGCGUUUUCCAUCCGAUACAACGCUUAAUACUACAACAAGAGAAGGACCCCAGAUAUAUACAUCUGGUAGUCGUCCUGGUCCAGUGACAAUUCCUGCUCGAAGCAGAAGUGCACAGCCUAGUCCUGGGCCAAGUCCAACUAUAAGCCCUGUGACAUGUUUUCGAGCUUCUGAAAAUAAUCUGGUACAAGGUACUAAUGGAGAGAAAAACUCUUAUGUAGCAAAAUCUCAGAAAAUCAACUUAAAUGUUACAAAUGCUCAACGACGCGGUUCAUCACCGUCUCGAGUGGAACACAAUAAUGUGAAUUCAUUUACAUCUGAUGGUCCUGAGGAAGAUGGCGAGUCUCAUAUUUUACCUUCAGUCAGGGAAAUCAUUCGUCAGGUUGAAGCUAUGACACAAUCGAAUGCAGCCACAUCGACAACAGAUAUUUUCACUCUUGGUCUUAAUAAUGGAUUGGGUGGAAAUCCCUCAGUUCAAAAACAAAAUGGUCAACCUACUCAGGUUUCACAACCACGUAAACCUACUGCAAACAAUGACAGUCAAUUUACGCGGGGUAGUAUUCUUAGACAAGGAGGCAGUAGUCAAAGGACGCCUAGUGCACCACAGCUAAGAAAUGCCAGCUAUGGUAGUAAUUCUCAACAAUAUACACCUAUUCAAGCAAAAUUCAAUGCAGCUGUAUCUACUACUCAGCAGAAACCUGUCGCUCCUCCUGUUCCACCGCAUGGAAUUGCACGUAACAAGCCCAUUAUUGGUUCUUUCACACGAAGAAUUGAACCUCAAACAAAUGAUACAAAUGCUACACAUAAGCAAUCAGAUAUAACAGGUGCACCGAAAAAAUCUGAACUUCUAAGUCAUUUACCUACAGACUAUCAAAAGCUGCGUGAAGCAUUUAUCGAACAACGAAGAGAAAUUCAACGUUUAAGAAAACAACUAGCAGAAAAGGAUUUACAAAUUGCCCAACUAGAAGGUGAUAUACGACUCUAUGAACCAUGGCGUUAAAUUAUAUUCUAAGAAAUGCUUUCCAAUUAAAAACAACAACAACAAAAUAUAAAUAUUAGUUUAAACCGGACAACAUUCAAAAAUUUCUCAUUUACUUUCGCUUUCUAUGUUUCUCUGUUCUUGAUAUUCUUAUCAUCAUCACCUGUGUAUCUCUGCAUUGGUUUUUUUAAAAAUUUAAGUCUUGUUUCACGGAAAAAAUUUAUGAACGAAAAUAUGGAACAUUAUGAGUUAAAUUGACUUUAGGUAUACCUACAGUUAGACGUCUAGU